Sitophilus oryzae (rice weevil) is the source of this 1262-nucleotide messenger RNA. Its product is annotated as cuticle protein 19.8-like. Bases 129 to 743 code for a protein of 204 amino acids. Lineage: Eukaryota; Metazoa; Arthropoda; Insecta; Coleoptera; Curculionidae. Gene Ontology annotation, cellular component: extracellular matrix. The record is from RefSeq and is a predicted model, not a curated record. The transcript has 5 exons.
AGGUGGGGUUCCUGUGCGCUGGGAACCAAGCACAGCAUAUAAGCAUUGUUUGGAGGAAUAAGUGUGUCAGUCGUUCCGAAUAGCGCAUAUUUUAAUAAGAAUUUUUGCGAGAAAAAAAAAGAUUAAAAAUGCACAGCAGUUUAACGGUAAUAAUCUUUGGUGUAUUUUCGUUGGUACCAAAUAUACACGGCGGAAUUCUUUCGCAAGAAGAGGAUCCUCAUUAUAAGUAUAAGUAUGUGCCUGAAGAAGUAGAUUAUCACUCUCAUCCAAAAUACGCCUUUAAAUAUGGAGUAUCAGAUCCUCAGACAGGAGAUCACAAAUCACAGACGGAAGUACGUGAUGGUGAAGUUGUCAAAGGGCAGUACUCAUUGGUUGAACCCGAUGGUUCCAUCAGAACAGUCAAUUACGUAGCCGAUCCUGUAAAUGGCUUCAACGCUGUCGUUUCCAAAAGUGGGCCAUCUGUCCAUAUCGAGCCGCAACAACAUCUGGUACCGGAAACUGUAGUACAGGCAGCGCCACCUGUGUCUACUUACGUCAAAAAAGUCGUACCGACAUACGUCAAGCAAGUGGUACCUGUUUAUAAAUCGCUACCGGCCGCGACACCUAGCAUACAGUACCAGAAGCCGAUCGUGAAGUACACCACGCCGAUAGGCUUUCCAAAAACUUAUUACAACGAUUACGAAACAGCAUAUGCCUACCCUGGAAACUACGACUAUUACGGGGAUAUCCACAGUCACUAUUAAGAAAAAUGAAGAUAUUAUCCAUCAGUAACUUUCGUUGAGGCCUAAUAUGGUCAGCUCUCAUUCACUUUACAAGAGCCUCAAGUAUUUAAUGUACAGUGUGUUCACCAUCAGAAAAAAUAUCUAUACAACAAUAUUCAGAAGAUACAGGACAAUUUUGAUGUUUUUUGGUUAUUUUGCAAGUUAGAAUGUGAUUAUUCAGACAAAAUACUUCAACAUUUUUUUUUAAACUAAUAUCUACCAAGAGAGCUAACGGCUAAAAUAUAAGUUAACGCCCUGUAUAAGAAAGCAGGAAUUUAUUUAAGAUAAAUAUCGUUUUCUUCAAUUUCAAGUGGUCUAUAUAAAGUUAGGUUAUGUUUACAUUGCCAGAGGUUUCAUUUGAUUUGCCUUUACUUACAUACGAAAUAUUUUCUUUGAAUUCUGUAUUAUAGCUUGGAUGUCUCAAAGUUUAACAUAAUAUUUUAACAAUAAUAUAAAAUAUAUUUAAUAUUUUUACCUAGAUUUUGUAAGAAAAUAUACAAA